ACAGCGGUGCUUAGUUUGUGCGUGUCAGUCAACUUCUGCUUCGAUCUUCACCAGCUUGCAGAAUGGACGCUUUGGCUUUCCCUCAAGACAGGGGAAAGGGCUGGUAUAUAUCUCUCAUGGCACCUAACACCAAAGGACCAAAGUUUGCUUGGCUUGACCCUUCAAGGCUCUACUGCAACUCCCAGGCAUUAUCAGAUUGUGUUCAGGACCUGCUGAAACCAUUCCAGAAUGAGUCGAUUGACAUUGUUGCUGGCAUAGAUGCCAUGGGAUUCAUUCUAGGGUCUGCUGUGGCUACCACUCUUGGGAAAGGUUUCCUGGCCAUCCGUAAAGCAGGACAUUUAUGUAUCGACACUCAGACCCAAGAUUACAGUGACUAUUCGGGGCGCGAGAAACUGAUGGAAGUGCGUCUGGACGUACUCAGGCCAGGCCUGAAGGUGCUUAUAGUGGAUCAGUGGAUCGAGACGGGAGGCACCAUGAAGGCAGCCAUCCAGCUUGUGGAGAAGCAAGGGGCCACGGUGGUGGGUGUUGCUGCAGUGGCCAUUGAGAACAGUGAGGGUGGCACAUGGAUUAAGCAGAACUAUAAGCACUCGCACUGCAUCCCAGAGGAACUCCAAUCACAGAUCGACAGCCAGUACCUGGAAUCGUUCGCACUUUUUGGCCACAAAAAACAGUGAACCCCAGGAAACAGUGUGGGAAUGAGAGUGAGAGAGAGGUAGACUAUCAGAAAUGCGUGGGAAGCUUUUAGUGCCUCUUCCAGAGGAGAUACUGAUAGGCAGAGCCAAAGAUAACACUCUCACAAGCGAGGCUUUAUCUGCAGGAAUCACAUGAGGAUGGUGCAGUCUUGUUUGGAUAAUUCCAUGUUUGGAUUGUACCUUUUUACAACUACCACAAGGUGGGGCUGUAUGCAAACUAGAAUUUCUAAAUGCAUUAUAGAGAUGGCCACUAAAGUUUAAACUCUUCUGUCUAAAAUGUUGUCUUAGGGCAAAAUACAUGUGUCUCAAUAGAAACUAAUAAGGAAUAAUAAUGAAACGAAAUGAAGACAUAAUUUUGGGCCAAUAAUAAAAAGUGACUUCACUACAUGCGGAUGUGCCACACCUAUGCUUUUUUACGUGAGACAGAGAUCCCAUUGUAAAUACAACUUGAUUUUAUAACAUGGUCAUUUUCUAAUGCAUAUGAAAAAUAAUUAAAAAGACAAUGGUUGAAAUUG
Alosa sapidissima (American shad) is the source of this 1207-nucleotide messenger RNA. RefSeq lists its product as uncharacterized. Gene Ontology annotation, molecular function: adenine phosphoribosyltransferase activity. The coding region runs from base 63 to 674 and encodes 203 amino acids. The record is from RefSeq and is a predicted model, not a curated record. The transcript is spliced from 5 exons. Lineage: Eukaryota; Metazoa; Chordata; Actinopteri; Clupeiformes; Clupeidae.